GUGUGUUUAUUUUCUUUCCACAUUACGAGAAAAGUCGCUCCAAAGCAAAGAUGUGCAACGCGUAAUUUUCCCCAGCCCAGUGUUUGGAAAAGUGAUAAACCCAUCAGGAAUCGACGCUAAACGCCCGGCAUACGCUUGCACUUUUCCCUCUUUGUCCGGAAUACUAUGGCCAUAUCGUUGUUCCAGUGGAAUAAAGUGGUAAAAAUUGGCGGCUCCCGUGAAAAGUGGUCCUCUUCUUCGUUGAUUGUGAUUCGUUACUCGGACCGUGAACUAGGCAGCGACUACUGAUAAGUUUUCAAGGUCAUCUGCAAUUUGGACACUAAUCGGCCGGAAAUGGACUCGACCGGAGACGCUGGCAAGGAGGACGAUGAUGAGAGUUCCUCCUCCUUGAACGGAGUGGUGCCGGAGAGGAAGGGCAGCAGCAGUUCCGAAACCAUCCAAUCGGCCCUGGACGAGUUCCGCGUCAGAUGGCAGCAGGAGUUGAAGAAGGACGGCACGCCCAGUGGUUCCCCCCUGAGGGAGAAAACUCGCCCCACUGGUAAUGCGGGAUUGGACAGAGAUAAGGGAAAUCUAUCGAUUGAACAACAGGCGCGUUCACUAUUUCUGCAAGGGUCGGAACUGGAACAUUCAGGCAAAGUUUUCGAAGCGAUGAGACUCUACCGAAAGGCGGUACAGUUGGUACCUGAUAUCGAGUUCAAAAUCUACGACAUUACAAAGCAACAGGACCAGAACUCCGGAACCAUGGACUUGGAAAUUGAAAAGCUGUCCAACGGCUUGCUCCAAGCGGAUUUGGAGGAUGACGAAAACCUGGAGAACGUUGAUCUGGUGCUGCGUUUUCAGUCCUUGCUGUCCAAAUCCGGCAAACUGUUCGAAAGCGCAUCAGCUGCCGAUAAGAUGCUGAUUGUGACAUCCGCCCACUUUUCGGAUCUCCCGAUGGAGGUGAUCCUGUACAUCCUGCGGUGGGUUGUGUCGAGCGAGCUGGAUCUCAAGUCGAUGGAACGUUUCGCGCGAGUAUGCCGAGGAUUCUACCUGCUGGCAAGAGAUUCGGAGAUUUGGAAACGGGCUUGCGUGAGGAUAUGGGGCGUCAACGUUGGCCACCUGAAGGGAUCACCAUUUGUAACAUGGCGCGAAAUGUACAUCAAUCGACCGCGGGUUCACUUCCACGGAUGCUACAUCAGUCGAACCAGUUAUCUGCGCUACGGCGAGAACAGUUUCCAGGAUCAGUUUUACCGCCCGGUUCAGUUGGUUGAGUAUUAUCGCUACUUCCGGUUCUUUGCCGAUGGGAAGGUGCUGAUGCUCACCAGCGCGGAUGAACCACAGGCUUGCGUUGGGAAGCUUAAGAAUCGUUACGCGCUGCAAGCCGAGACACUUCAUGGUCACUAUCGACUACAUAACGAUGAAGUGAUCAUUGCGGUGCAGCGUAAUCGGUCCAACAUGCAAAGUCAACGUCCGGGACGCAAGAAGGAAAUCACGGGAGAGUACGGUCAGCAGACGUUCUACCUAGAGUUGAAUAUUGUCAGCAGCGCAAAGCGAGCCUUCUCGCAGUUGCACUGGAAGCAGUAUUCGAUGGUACAAGUGCGCAACGACCAAGAGAGAACCACUGUCUUUGAGCUGGCGCCGAACAAAUAUCCUCCGCUCUACUUUUCGCGCGUCAAGAGCUACCACCAGGAAUCGGAGGGCCCCCUUAAGUAGCUUUCCGCAAUCACUGCUUAUAGCUAAACAUAUUUGUCAGAACACUAACACAGCUGAGGUAAGUAUGGUAAAA
This is a messenger RNA of Aedes aegypti (yellow fever mosquito), 1765 nucleotides long. Its product is annotated as F-box only protein 9. Gene Ontology annotation, cellular component: SCF ubiquitin ligase complex. NCBI's taxonomy places the organism in Eukaryota, Metazoa, Arthropoda, Insecta, Diptera, Culicidae. The coding region runs from base 334 to 1692 and encodes 452 amino acids. The transcript is spliced from 5 exons. The record is from RefSeq and is a predicted model, not a curated record. Gene Ontology annotation, biological process: SCF-dependent proteasomal ubiquitin-dependent protein catabolic process. Gene Ontology annotation, molecular function: protein binding.